AUGUCUUCUCGCAAUGGAUGGCGCGCGGGAGAGUUCGGUGUUAGACCUGUACGGGUAGCGAACUGUUCUGGCUACCAUGGCGACCCAGCUGUUGAUAUGUACAAACAAGCUACUCUAGGUGAUGUCGACUUUAUAACUGGAGACUACCUGGCUGAGGUCAACAUGGCCAAUAAUGCUGAAGCAUACGCGAAAGGGCUACACCCUGGUUAUGAGCCAACCGCCUUGGAGGCCCUCGAGUUGUCAAUCGAUGCUAUUGCCGAGAAGCGUAUCAAAGUUGCCAUUAAUGGCGGUGCUCUGAAUCCCGAAGGUCUUGCUGUCAAAGUGGCAUCGCUGAUUUCUCAAAAGGGCUACGAUCUCAAGGUCGCGUAUGUUUCAGGUGACAACGUGCUCCCCAAGCUCGACAAAUACAUGCCGCAGCAAGAGCACGAUGCAUUGCCACAUCUUGAUUCCUUGAACCCUCAUGUUAGUCUGACACCAGAUACCUUCAUAUUUGCCAACAAUGGAAAAGAACCUCAAGAGAUUGUAUCAGCUAAUGCUUAUCUCGGAGCACACGCCAUUUAUGGAGCAUUCUUGGAGGGCGCCGACAUAAUCAUUUGCGGCCGUGUUUCCGAUGCCAGCCCAGUUAUUGCUUGUGCAUGGUACUGGUGGUCGUGGAAAAGCACCGACUACGAUGAACUCGCCGGUGCAUUGAUAGCAGGUCAUUUGAUCGAAUGCUCAGCGUAUGUCACGGGUGGUAAUUUCGCAGGUUUUGACGCUUUUGACCUGGAGCACUUUGUCGAUCCUGGUUUCCCUAUUGCCGAGAUUGGGCGAGACGGGACCAGUGUUAUCACAAAGCAUGAAGGGACUGGCGGCAUGGUCACCAUUGACACAUGCAAGUCUCAACUCGUAUACGAGUUGCAGGGCAAUGCGUACCUGAAUAGCGAUGUGAAGGCCUACUUGGAUGAUAUCGAGAUGGAACAAGUCGACAAAGACAGGUAUACAAGGGUUCGGGUUUAUGGAAUCCGUGGCGCACCACCACCAGACACAACUAAACUUGCGGUUUUUUACAAAGGUGGCUACGAAAUGCAAGCAUUAUUCAACGCCACAGGACACAACUUCGAACAAAAGUUAGCACUUCUCGAGAAGCAAAUUCGAUUCCACAUCGGAAAGAAGGGACUUGAGGAACUAGACUUUCUCGAGUUUAAAGAAUCGGCGUCCCAGCAGUGA
This is a messenger RNA of Fusarium venenatum, 1206 nucleotides long. The record is from RefSeq and is a predicted model, not a curated record. Lineage: Eukaryota; Fungi; Ascomycota; Sordariomycetes; Hypocreales; Nectriaceae.